GAAAGCAGCUUCUCUUUCUCCUCCUAAACUUUUCAUACUUUGUGUCUGUUUUGUUUGUUUUUUUUAAAAUCUGAAAUCCUUUUCUCUUGAGUUUCUGACCUCUGCAGCCACACUGUAGUGAACCAGGAUGGCCGACAAUGCCUUCAUAACCGACGUGCAGUCCAGGAUGCAGAAGGCGAAAGAGAUGCCGGAGGAGGAGAAGCUGUACAGAUACAACGGGGUGCUGUACCCGCGCCUCAUGUGCCCCGAGGAGAACCUAAAGGCUCUGAAGAACAUCAGGGCCAGAGAGGAUGACAUCAUACUGGUGGCUUAUCCCAAAUGUGGUUUUAACUGGAUGGUGGGGGUGAUAAGGAAGAUUACUGCAGAGGCCACAGGAAUGAAAGUGGAAUCCAAGAUGCCACCGCUGAUCGAGUUUUUCGGACCGGAAGUUGUAAAAGCCUUGGACGAGCGUCCCUCUCCGAGGUUUCUGGGGACUCACAUGCACCCUGACAACAUCCCGGCUUCCUUCAAAGAAAAUAAAACUAAAAUGCUGGUGAUCUUCAGAAACCCUAAAGACACUCUGGUCUCCUAUUAUCAUUUCACCAACAACAAUCUGGUCCUCCCAACCGUGCAGUCCUGGGACUCCUUUUUCUCCAACUUCAUGAGUGGAGACGUUCCCUGGGGUUCAUACUUUGAUCACGCUCUGGCCUGGGAGAAAUGGAUGGACAACCCCAACGUCAUGGUUGUCACCUAUGAAGAGCUCAAACAGAACCUAAGCGAAGGCAUCCGUCAGAUCUCCAUCUUCUACGGCUUCAGCCUGACGGAGGCUCAGGUGCAGCAGAUCUCAGAGGGGAGCACCUUCAACGCCAUGAAGGAAAGCUCCGCCAGCUCCCACGGCGCUAUGGGAAGCGUCAUCUUCAGAAAAGGCGAGAUUGGAGACUGGAAGAAUCACUUCACGCCAGAACAGAGCCGAGAGAUGGACGACGCCUUCAACAAACACCUGGCAGGAACCAGGCUGGGAGCCAAACUCAACUACCAACUGCACUGUCAGUAAGAAGAAGAAAAAGUAGCAUUGCACAGAUUUAUAUACACCCGACUGGUCGAAGAGGCUUUUUGGAGGCAAUUCAGGGCCAAAUAUGUCUUUGUCACAGGCUCAAGAAGAAAGGGAGCCAGAAGGGAACAAGUGCAUUAUAGUUUUUUUUCCGGCCUGUGAAGUUUUACAACAGAACACAUGAAGGAAUAACGAUACCUUUGAAAGUGGCCAUUCCAGUUGGUCCUUCAUCAGAAUUUAGUCUAAGUGUGGAGCAUUAUUUAGCCUCCUCCCCCUCUUACAUGCUUGGUACCAAUGCAUUGGAUUGAUAAGGCAGUGGGAAUGCCACUAAUUGGAUCUAGGUGCCAGUGCAUUUUCACCUGAGGUCCCACUGUGUGUACCGGAGAGACAAAUAUCAGUGAAUAAAACCAGUGUUGAAAACAUGACGAGCACACCGCUCAUCAACACAGGGAGCAAAUAAAAAUGAGACAGUUUAAGCAACAACAGUGAAGUGUGAGAACAAUUUAAACUUUGGUGCCUCCCAGUGUUUCAAUAAAAAAAGGCACUUAUCGCAGUAUCAUCUGAAUUAUGCAAAAAUAUAUAUCAUUGCAUAGAAAUGAAACAUUUUCUAAUAAUUGUCAUCAGAACACAUGUGGUAGAGGUAAACCUAGUAAACAUUUUUAAAGAGAAAAAUGUUUUUUUUGUAUUCAAAGACAGGCUGGUGUUUUCUUACCUCGGUACAGUCAGUGUAUGCAGCUUCAGGCAUCUUACUUUUUACGUUUUUAACAUUCAGACAAGGUGGUUUUUAUUUGUUCUGAGCACACAGAUUUCUAUGUAGCCACACCGGAGUUUCAGAUUUACUUGUUUGCCCUCUGGGAAACAAUUAAAUCUAAAUAUCAUCUGAAUGCAGCAUUGAUUAGCAGCUAAAGUCUCAGAUGUCAGAAUUUUUUUCAUGACUGCACAAAAGUUAAAUCUCAGGCUGAUUUUUAAAAUUAAUGUUUAACACCUUAUAAACAUAAACCUAAAACAACUGAAUUCUCUUUAUACUGGCAGCUACCUGAACUCAGACUUCAUUCUGGUUUUGAAACAAUACUGUGAUAGUUAUGGGCUGUUAUGAAUAUGCACAAUCACUGUUACUGCAUAUGUAUUACAUUCAGUGCCUCACUGUACAUGUUCCUGAUGAAAAAUAAAACUCAUGCACAUCA
Molecule: messenger RNA, 2214 nt
Organism: Plectropomus leopardus (leopard coralgrouper)
Lineage: Eukaryota; Metazoa; Chordata; Actinopteri; Perciformes; Serranidae
Gene: sult6b1
Product: sulfotransferase family, cytosolic, 6b, member 1
Molecular function (GO): sulfotransferase activity
Source: RefSeq, a predicted model, not a curated record